Messenger RNA from Talaromyces amestolkiae, 2997 nucleotides. RefSeq lists its product as uncharacterized. Bases 1 to 2997 code for a protein of 998 amino acids. Gene Ontology annotation, molecular function: ATP-dependent DNA damage sensor activity; ATP binding; mismatched DNA binding. Lineage: Eukaryota; Fungi; Ascomycota; Eurotiomycetes; Eurotiales; Trichocomaceae. The record is from RefSeq and is a predicted model, not a curated record. Gene Ontology annotation, biological process: mismatch repair. Gene Ontology annotation, cellular component: nucleus. The transcript is spliced from 4 exons.
AUGGAGGAACUUUUAGUGGAGACCUUUUUGCGUGUUCCGGGACUCAGCAAUGGCGUCCGGUACAAGGCAAUCAGCAAUAUUGCGCGCCGACCAACUUGUCCAGCUUCAACUCUUCGAAUCGCCGUACCUUUCACACGAGGCGCGAAGACAAAGACUACAGCGAAGUUGAAAGAUCUUCCGCAAGGCGCGCUCAAGCUCGAAACAUAUAGCGAUGGCGCGGACGAGGCCCCUCGAUACCCCAAGGUGGUGCAAGACCAUAGGAAUAAUAUGGAGAAGUUCAAGAACUGCGUGGUCCUGACUAGGGUGGGAAGCUUCUACGAAUUGUAUUGGGAACAAGCAGAAGAGUUAGCUCCCUUACUGAACAUCAAACUCGCAUCGAAAAAGACGAACGCAGGGCCGGUCCCAAUGGCGGGUUUCCCUUUUUUCCAACUGGAUCGAUUUCUCAAAAUUCUCGUACAAGAUCUGCAAAAGUAUGUUGCUCUGAGUGAAGAAUUCCUGAAUCCUGUGGAGGAAAAAUCGAAAUCCGGGGGGCUACUGUUCGAUCGGAGAGUAACCCGAGUCAUCACGCCGGGAACGCUGAUCGACGAAAACUUCAUCGACACCUCGCAAAACAACUUCUUAUUAUCGGUAUUUGUUGAUGCAACUUACUUCGAGGAGCAGUCCCAAGACGGAGGCGACUCUUCGUCCAUCUCACACCUAUUAGCUUCAUCAUCGGGACAUGUUGGCUUGGCGUGGAUGGAUCUAUCCACUGGCGAUUUUUACACUCAAGUUACAACGGCGCAAAUGCUUCCCUCAGCUAUUGCCAGAAUCGGCGCUCGAGAAAUUAUAGCAGACCGACGGUUGCAGAAUAUGCUGGCUCAGGAGCUGCAGAUGCUGGUGGGUGUAGAUCAUCAGUUACUCACCUUCUUUGAAGCGCCUACCAAAGCACAACCCAUGUCCGAAUGGGGAGAGAUGUUGGAGGCUCCUGUAGCGCCCGAAACGGCGUCUACUUUUACAAACGUAGAGGUGGCAGCAGGAUUUAAUCUUCUAGAAUAUGUUCGUGUUCAACUGCAAGGAGUCGACACAAAACUUCAGCCGCCUCAGCGACGACAUUUGGAUGAAUCCAUGGGCAUUGACAGAAGCAGUCUCCGAGGCUUGGAGAUACUAGAGACCGCCAGAGAUGGGCUGGGCAAAGGUAGUCUUUUACACGCGGUGCGGAGAACAGCAACCAAGAGUGGAGCUCGUCUCCUUCGGGAUCGAUUGAUUUCGCCUUCGACGUCCUUGUCUGUGAUUCAGGAACGCCUUGAUCUUGUCGCCUACUUUCUUCAGGAUAAAGAGAUAAGAGAUACCAUCGUAUCACUUCUAAAAAGAAGUUACGACUCUCAGCGCCUUGUGCAGAAAUUCACGCUAGGAAGAGGAGAUCCAGAUGAUCUUAUAUUCUUAUCCAGGGCUAUUGAUGCCUCUCGUGAAGUUCUCAGGGUUUUGUCCGGUCGUCGAACACCUGCCACUUCGGAGACUGAUAUGAACUUCCAUAGUGUUGAAAAUUUGAUCCGCAGGCUACAAAUGGACGGGCCGGCACAGCUUGCUGAGAAGAUUCUUGCUGCGAUUGAUGAAGAGGCUCUGUUACAGAAACAUCGUAUUGAAGAUGACCAAGCGGCAGAAGCUGCUCAACUCACACAAGAUGUUGUUCUCAACGAAGGUCUGCCCGAAGACGUUGAGUCUAUCCCUCGGAAGGUGCGAUUCAAGACUACAGGUCGGCCUGGUUUUGCAGUCGAGUCAAUUCGGGGAGAUUUAGACAUUUGGAUUAUGCGACGUGAUGCUAGCGAUGCUCUUCAACGAUUGCACGAACGUCUAGAUGAGUUUCAGGAAGAAAAGUCAACUCUUACAAAUCGAUUACAAGAGCAAGUCGGAUCUUCCACGCUGACACUGAAAUGGUCACCGAGCUUAGGAUACAUUUGUCAUGUUAAAGGAGCCAAGAUAUCCCAAGAAGCGCUCGAAGACCUCGGCGUCACACGAAUCGUUUCAUCUACAAAAUCUACGCGCUCGUUCUACUUGCCCGCGUGGUCACAACUGGGCGAGCGAAUAGACAAAUUGAAGAAACACAUCCGUGCUGAAGAGCAACAAAUUUUCGAAGAGCUUCGGAGAGAGGUCAUCCUCAAUCUGGUAAAGAUCCGCCGCAACGCCACCGUGAUGGAUGAAUUAGAUGUUACUUGCUCCUUUGCAACGCUAGCAAAAGAGCAGAAUAUGGUGCGGCCUAUUCUAAACACAAGUACAUCACAUCGUAUUGUUGGUGGAAGACAUCCAACAGUCAAACUUGGGCUUGAAGAACAGGGGCGGCGCUUCGUCAGCAAUGACUGUUUUAUUGGCGAUGAAGACCGGGUUUGGCUGAUAACCGGUCCAAACAUGGGAGGGAAAAGUACCUUCUUGCGUCAGAAUGCAUUGAUAACAAUUCUGGCCCAGGUCGGAUCCUUUGUUCCUGCAGAAUAUGCAGAAAUUGGUAUCGUCGACCAGAUAUUCAGCCGGAUCGGUGCAGCCGAUGAUCUAUUUAGAGAUCAAUCAACUUUUAUGGUAGAGAUGCUCGAAACCGCCGCGAUCUUGAAACAAGCAACAUCUCGGUCAUUCGUCAUCAUGGACGAAGUUGGUCGAGGGACCACUCCUGAGGACGGCACCGCCGUCGGAUACGCAUGUCUUGAACAUUUAUACAAUGUGAAUCAAUGCCGGACAUUGUUCGCAACGCAUUUCCAUGCCUUGAUAGACAUGACUGCUGGGUUUGAAAAGCUCAACGCUUAUUGCACAGAUGUCAAGGAAAGCCCUUCUGGGUCGUUCUCAUUCGUGCACAAGCUGCGUAAAGGCGUCAAUCGACAGUCACAUGCGCUAAAGGUGGCUCGUCUGGCCGGUCUCCCGGAAGCUGCAAUCACCGUGGCAGAAAACGUCCUUCGCCAGAUGAAAACAUCUAAUGACACUGACUGGGUAGACUGGUCAAAGCACAAAGACGAAGCCAAGGCUGCUACCGGAUAG